UUCUGGUUAUUGGGCGAGGCUUCGCGAAGAGUGUAGAAGCAGUGUGCAGAGCGAAAACCGGGAAGCCUCUCCUCAACAUUCUGGUUGUUUCCAGACCCUUCUUUCAUAUUUCAUUUCCAGGUAUAUAUAAACUCAACAAACGUUCCUCUUUCCCAUCUACAAGAAUAAACACAAAGCAAAUCUACACAAAAACGAGUCAGUUGUUCAAUUGAAGCGCUUAUCAAAGUAUGGAUAUCAGACUAAUGGGAUUCGAUCCAAUCCUCAACGCCUUCCAUCACAUUCUGGAUGAAGACAAUCAAGACAACAAAUCCACCCAGGCACGCACUUACGCUCGUGAUGCGAAAGCCAUGGCUUCGACUCCAGCAGACGUGAAAGAGUACCCCAAUUCCUACGUGUUUGUGGUGGACAUGCCUGGUCUCAAGUCCGGGGAAAUCAAGGUGCAGGUGGAGGAAGACAAUGUGUUGGUCGUCAGCGGAGAGAGGAAGCGCGAAGAGGAAAAGGAAGGUGUCAAGUACGUCAGAAUGGAGAGGAGGGUCGGCAAGUUCAUGAGGAAAUUUAUAUUGCCUGAGAAUGCCAAUUUGGAGGCCAUCAAGGCGGUUUGCCAGGACGGUGUGCUGACGGUUACGGUGGACAAGUUGCCGCCUCCCGAGCCCAAGAAGCCCAAGACCAUUCAGGUCCAGAUCGCUUGAAUUCAGCUGCCUGCUUCCGGAUUGUUGAUCUAGAAUGUUCCUUGGUUUUGGAGUAGUUAUUGGAUGCAACUGGAUAGUGUGUGUGAGUUUGUUAUCAAGUUCUGAAGUAAUAAUGUUUCAAGUGGUGUUGCUUUAUAUGUAAUUCAGUAACGCUUAUGCUUGUGAUUUUCCUAUUUUAAACUGUUCUCUAUCUCUUCUUUUUCCCAGUAAAUUUUUGCCAUUUUCCAGAA
Messenger RNA from Daucus carota subsp. sativus, 919 nucleotides. RefSeq names its product 17.3 kDa class II heat shock protein-like. Bases 228 to 689 code for a protein of 153 amino acids. NCBI's taxonomy places the organism in Eukaryota, Viridiplantae, Streptophyta, Magnoliopsida, Apiales, Apiaceae. The transcript has a single exon. Gene Ontology annotation, biological process: protein complex oligomerization; protein folding; response to hydrogen peroxide. The record is from RefSeq and is a predicted model, not a curated record.